This is a messenger RNA of Sinocyclocheilus grahami, 1824 nucleotides long. Its product is annotated as zinc-binding protein A33-like. Gene Ontology annotation, molecular function: zinc ion binding; protein binding. Bases 257 to 1495 code for a protein of 412 amino acids. Lineage: Eukaryota; Metazoa; Chordata; Actinopteri; Cypriniformes; Cyprinidae. The record is from RefSeq and is a predicted model, not a curated record. The transcript has 6 exons.
GCAAAUGAAACUCCACCCUCUUACAACUCUUACCAGGAAGAGACUGACUUGUUAUUUCUCCUUUCUGUCACACUGAUUUUCUUCUCUUUGACAAAAGCAAACAAGAAUCAGCCAUCAGUGAACAACGAAGAGAAAAAGAAGUAGUUUGUUUCUGGACACCCAGCGGAUCUUCUUGUGAUUUUCGUGGUUAUUCAUUUUUGCAAGUCAUUCAGAAAGUGAAAGUAAAGUUUAGAUUUCUGGAUCUCAAACAGUGAAAAUGGCUUCAUCAUCUGAAUAUGACUAUAAUUGUCCCGUGUGCUGUGAAAUCUUCAAGGCUCCUGUUCUUUUAUCAUGUAGUCACAGUGUCUGUAAAGAGUGUCUUCAACAGUUCUGGAGAACCAAGAAAACUCAGGAGUGUCCUGUCUGCAGGAGAAGAUCCUCAAAAGAAAAUCUUCCAAUUAAUCUUGCGUUAAAAAACUUGUGUGAGUCGUUCCUAAAGGAGAGAAAUGAGAGCCGUUCUUCAGGAUCUGAGGAGAUCUGCAGUUUACACAGUGAGAAACUCAAACUCUUCUGUCUGGAGGACAAACAGCCUGCGUGUGUCGUGUGCAGAGAUUCAGAACAACACGACAAUCACAAAUUCAGACCAAUAAGUGAAGUGGUUUCAUCAUAUAAGGAGGAGCUCAAUACAGCACUGAAGUCCUUACAGGACAAACAUAAAAAGAGAGAAAAAAUGAAAGGAGAGUUUGAGAAAACAGUUCAGCACAUCAAGAUGAUUGAAGUGAAUGUGGUGAAGCUAGAGGAGAUGAACAGACACAUCUCAGCUCUUUCACACACAAUCAAAGACACAGAGGAGAUGAUAAAAGCCAAUGACGUCUGCUUUCUAAAGGAGUUUCCAGUCAUGAUGGAAAGAGUCCAGAUCUCAUCACAGCCAGAUCCACAGACGCCUUCUGGAGCUUUGAUUCGUGUGCCACGUUACUUGGGCAACCUGCCCUUCAGAGUCUGGAAGAAGAUGCAGGACAUUGUCCAAAACACUCCUGUGAUUCUGGAUCCAAACACGGCUCAUCCACGUCUCGUCCUGUCUGAUGAUCUGACCAGUGUGAGAUACAGUGAGAACAGACAACUGCUUCCUGAUAAUGCAGAGAGAUUUGACUCUUAUCCUUGUGUUCUGGGCUCAGAGGGUUUUAACUCAGGAACACACUGCUGGGACGUGGAGGUUAAAAAGAGUUCAGUCUGGAUUCUUGGAGUAACUACAGCAUCAAACCAAAGAAAGGGACGUGAUUUAUUUAAUACUGAUAUCUGGUUUGUGCACUACGGAUUGUCUGAAGAUAUUGGUUUUCCUGUUAAACAGGAUCUUGAGCGUGUGAGAGUGUAUCUGGACUAUGACAGAGGAACGGUGUCAUUCUCUGAUCCUGUAGCUAACACACAUCUACACACAUUCACAACCACCUUCACUCACACAGUCUUUCCAUUUUUCUCUUGUGUCUCUCUGAGGAUCUUACCGCUCAAUAGUCAGUAAACGUUGCACCUGUGGGUCUGAAUCAACCUGCUUUCAUCUUUUACUGUCAUCAUGUUUCCAAUAUUUAAUCCAUAUCACAAUUUCAAUAUUUGUUCAUCACGAGACUAAAUGAAUAAUUGUUUAUUUCAGUUAUAGAGGUUAAAUGAUCAUUUGUUCAUUGAUGUAAAUGGAUGUAAAAGUCCUUUUUAAUCCACAUCAAUUUGAAAUGAAGUAGAAAUACUUGAUUAAAGCCAUUAACAAAUCUGAUUCUCAGAACACAUUCUCAGAGUCUCUGGGACCUCAGUGAAAACUCUUUAAAAGUUUGACUCAGUUUCUGAACAAAUUUUGAU